UGACGUCACGCCGCUGUUGACUGCUCGAGCCGAAGGCCGUGGGGCUUGAACCCCAACAACAACAACAACGCCGCCGCCGCCACCAGCAGCAUCGCAGAGGAGAGAACAGCGACAGUAACAAACAACCACCGCCGCGACGAGCAGGGCAGAGAACACGGCGGCCACAAGGAGGCGAGGCUUGUGGGGAGCGCAGCCAUGCCGUGGUACUUCCCGUGGCCGGACUCGAUCAAGAAGCGCGCGUGCCGCUACCUGCUGCAGCUCUACGUGGGCCACCUCCUGGAGGAGAAGCUCACGCUCCAGCAGCUCAGCGUGGACCUCUACGGCGGCACGGGCUCCCUGCGCCACGUCGCGCUCGACGUGUGGUCCCUCAAUGAGAUGCUGGACUCGGUGAAUGCUCCCCUGGAGAUCACCGAUGGCUACAUCGAAUCCAUCUCCGUGUCCAUCCCCUGGUCGGCUCUGCUGCUUGAGAACUCCACAGUGGAGGUGCGGGGUCUGCGCCUCACACUCAGGCCCAAGGCACCCACCGUAUCGGUGGUGGAGUCUCUCUACUGGUCCACGUGCAUGACCAGCAGCAUGCAGCUGGCGCAGGAGUGCCUGAAGCAGCAGCCGGGGGACGAGCAGCCAGACUGCGCCACACAGCAGUUUGAGGGCCUUGAGGUCUUCGCUCAGACCAUUGACACUGUGCUGCGACGAGUCAAGUUGGCCUUCCUCGACACGGUGGUGCGCGUGGAGCACGUGCGGGACAACGCCAAGAGCGGCGUCGCGCUCGAGCUGCGCAUCAAACGCAUGGAUUACUGCGACGAGGCGGCGUGCGAGGAGGUGGGGGACCUGGGCCCCGGCGGCGUGCUAGGCGAGCACGUCGACCUGCACCACCCGGCCGCCUUCGCGCGCAAGACGCUGCGCCUCGUGGACGUCGACGUCUUCUGCCAGGAGAUCCCGGCGGAGGCCCGGACGCCGCCCCGCACGCCGCCCUCGCACCAGGACACGGAGCCCAAGCUGUCGCCGUCGUGGAACCCGCGCAUCGUGUCCGAGCCACACCCGCAGUUCUCGCUGUCUCCCACGGGGAGCGCGGCGGGGCUGCGCAGCGAGCCCGUGGACGACGACGCGGCCGCCCCCCUUAUCACGCCGCCGCCACCCCUGCAGGUGGCGAGCUGUGCCGGCGCGGUGGAGGUCAAUGUUCAGCUGAAGCAGAACGAGGCCCUGCCUGGGCCGAAGCUGGAGGUGAAGGCGAGCAUGGGCUCGCUGAACGUGUUCGCGUCCCCAAGGCAAGCCCACCUGCUGCUCGACCUCUUCUCCGUGCUCUGGGGCCCAGAUGGCGGCUGCCUGCGGGAGACGCUGGGCAGGAGCCGCCCCAUGCAGUCGGUGGACAUGCGCCGCAUCGAAUCCCAGCUGCACCGGCAGUUGGCGGAGCGGCAAGGGGAGCACGUGGGGCGGCACGUGGGGCGCGGCGGUGCUCAGGACGACGCAGCCGGCCUCACUCACAGGAUGGCGCCGGCAUGUAGGGAGGAUGAGUUUUUCUCGAUGGCGGACAUGUCGGGGAGUGUGGGGUCCCUGCCCCCACUUGGAGAGCCCCCCGAGGUCGACCUGGACACGUCCUUCAGCAGCAGCACCAGCGGAGGCCGGCAGUGGGGGGUGGCGCAGCAGCCGCUGAGGGUCCGCGACGGAGACACGAGGCACAGCACACCGCACAGCAGCGUGCCCCUGACAGACGACCAGUCCCUCAAGCCCGAGCUGGUGCUUCACCUGGAGCUGAGCAGCGCCUCGGCCACGGUGCUGCACAUCGACCCACUGCCCAGCACCACGGGCGGCUCCGUGGGCGGGGACCAGGGCGCGGGGGGAGAGGGGUUGGGGGAUGGUGCCCUCCAACCCCCCGAGGGCCCUCUCGCCGCCAUGUCGCGCCAGUUCUUCCGGGAGAUGGAGGAGUUCGGCGGGAAAGACUUUGCGCAGCUGAGAGAAAAGUUUGCAAAGGCGUGCCCACAUGACCACUUCAGGCUGGUGGGCACUUCGGUGCGCACGACGGUGAAGCAGCACGUGGGCGUGGCGGGGCGGCAGCAGGAGGCCAAGGUGUCGGUGGGCUCGCUCGAGGUGCUGGAGUGUCUGUUUGAGACGCAGGACCCGGCCAGCCUACUGGUGAACAUCAACGAGCCGCAGUACACCGAGGUGCUGGCGUUUGAGUAUGGGGACGAGGGAAUAGAGCAAGGGGAGACUGAACCAUCCCCUUGCCUGCGCGUGUUGUACAAUAGCCUGCAGCAGACGUCCGUGCAGGGUGGACGCGGCAGAGGCUCCACCCCAGCUCCCAAGGCGACCCUCACAGUCGACCUGGGCCGUGCGAAGUGUGAAUUUGACAUCAGUGUCGUCGACCGAUUGAGCUCCGUGCUGCACCCGCAGCCCACACAGAGCGGGGAGACAAUGAGCUCUCACAUGUACAUGUCCUACAACCCAUUGACCAGCAUGACGCGCGCCUUCACGCAGGUGCUGAUGGACGACGAGGCCUCCGCGGCCGCCGAGCGGCGCACGACGCUGGUGGCUCGCGCCCCGUCUCUCCGUCUCGCCGUGCGCUUCCCCAUCCCGGACCUGCGGCCGCUGCAGGAGCGGGGGCCGUGGUUCCGCAAGUCGCUGCGGCCCGAGGUGCUGCGCAUCGACCUCACCGAGCUGGACCUGCAAGCAGAGCUGGGCGGCGGAGCGGCCGUGGCGGUCGGCUCUGCCGACCGGCGGCACUACCACCUGCAGUUCCGCGAGCUGCACGGCUUGUUUGAGGAGGGUGGAAUGCGCCCGCCGGUCCCGUUCCUACGCGUGUCCCCUCCAGAGGCCGAGCUCAACUCAAGCUCGGAGCAUGCGCGCUUUGACUGGCCACGGGUGGUGCUGAGCGUGAACUCGCAGGCGGAGCGCUCCGUGCUGGAGCCGGCUCUGGAUAUGGCCGACGAGCCCCCGCAGGGUUCCCUGGACGACGCCUGCACCCUCAACGGCUCCGCUGAGCCGUCACCGUUCUCCUCGCGCCGCGUCAUGUUCGAGAACGAGGAGAUGGUGAUGCCGGGGGAUGCUGCGGAAAUGCUGGAGUUCCAGGAGAAGGCGAUGGGUGACUCUCACUUCGUGCUGGAGCUCACACUGCCCAACCUCAACGUGAUGCUGCCCAGCAAAGCAUUCUACGAGCGCCUCUACAACCGCAUCAACAACAACCUGCUGCUGUGGGAGCCGGCGGCGCCGCUGCCGUUGGAGACUGUGGAGAGCGCGGUGCUGGGCCCCGGCGGGGGUGGCCCGCCAGGCCUGUCAGUGGCGAGCCAGCUCAUCAGCUCCUCCUUCAAUCACGACGCGUUCCUGCUCUGCAAGUCGGGCAUGCACGACGGUGACUCGGAGUCGGGCUCCGAGGACGACGAUGACCUGGGGGGGUUUAUGGGGGGGGGCGAUGCCAUGUGGCGUCACCCGCGACGGAGGAGAGCGGGCGGCAUGGGUGGCCUGGGCCUCGCGGACGCCGGCGGAGCAGUGGGACCAGGAGGAGGUGGAGGAGGCGGUUGCGGUGGUCGUCGCAAGCAGAGUUUAUUCUCCAUGCUCGUCAACAUCGGCCGCGGGCGCGUCACGGCGCACACCGCCACCAAGGACGAGGAAGGCCGUGUGGCGUGUGGCCGGCACGGCGAGGUGAGCGUGGACGUGGAGGGCACCAGCGUGUUCAGCGUGGUGCAGCAUGCCGGCCGGCCCGACUUGCGCUACGUGUGCAUGCAGGCCAACCGCGUGGGCCUGCAUCACCGUGCCAGCGUAGAGAAUACCCAGAACCCCCCUCGCGGCAGAAUGGAAGCCGCCCCACGCUCCCCACCUCCAGGCAUGGAGCAGACCAUCUACCGCUCAGAGGAGGGGGUGUUGGGGCGCGCCACAGGACCGGUGGGCACUGGCGGUGACUCUCUGAACAUGCUGGCCCUGGCCAUCAAGAUCAGCGCUGACCCCAAUAUGGAGAAGCUGAAGGAGUUCUUGGUAGCCGUGGGGCUGCGUGGAGCCACUCUGCGCUACCGUCCGUCGCUCGCCGGGCAGAGCUGGCACGAGCAGGUGCUGGACUUCCUGGACGUGCGGGACGAGACGGUGCUGGGCUACUCGGCACCCGACGUCAUCACGGUGCUGCACGCGCACCUGUGGAGCUGCGCCGUGGACUACAGGCCCCAGUACCUUCCUCUCCGGGCGAUGAUCACGGCUGAGACGUUUAGCGUUUCCAGCAACAUCAUCGUCGACACAUCUACCUCGUUACUACGGUUCAUCAUCGACGACUCGGCGCUCUACCUCUCGGAAAAGAUCAACGCCUCCUCCGUGGACCUCCGAAAAAACUACGUGUGCGUGCUGGACAUGGGCCUCCUGGAGCUCCAGAUCACCACCAGAAGCCCCUCCAAGGACUCCACCACCAUGACGCAGCCCAAGUUCGAGCUGUGCUGCUCCAACGACAUCAUCCACGUGCGCACGUGCGCCGACUCGUGCGCCGCUCUCAUGAGGCUCAUCCAGUAUUUCGCCGGCGACGGGGACCUCGCCCCCCCACAGCGGCUGGAAGACCCCUCCGACCGGGCCCCCUCAAGUCUGGACAGCCAAAGCCCUGUCGCAGCUCCAUGCGCCGCUGCGCCUGAUCCUGAUCGAUCGUCUCUCAGUGACCUCAUGGUCGAUGCCAUGGAGGAGUCGGAGCCAGCAGGGUCUCCCCCCAACGUCCACACAAAUGGCUUCGACGACUCGACGCAGCCGCAGUCGGGCGAGGAGCCGGUGUCCGACCUCUUCCUCUUCCCGGACGAGAACGGCUCGAAGGCAUCGCGGGCCGCCGGCGGCGGUGCCGCCCCCCCCACGGCGGGGCGACCGUCGCACGCACGGCCGUCGCACAAGAAGACCCCGCUCGCUCGUCGCGCCGGCCCCAGCCUCGCCCCUCCCGCUCCCACGCUCGGUUUCGCAUUUGGGUCCGGGUUGCCGACGCAGACCACUGGCGCGGCGGUGGCCGCCACCCCCUCCUCCUCGUCGUCCUCGUGCUGCUCCUCGUCAUCCGCGUCACCCGUACCGCCCCCUCGCGUCAGGGCUCGGCCGUCCCCAGUGGUCGGCCUGAUGGAAACGGGACGCGGCGGCGGCGCCAGGAGGGACGAGGGCAGAGACGAUGACGGAGCCGCGGCCCGUGGCGGCGAUGGAGAUGACGGCGGCGAUGGAGACGUUGACGAUGAUGACGACCUCCCGGACGAUGACGAGUUCUGCAUCCUGGAGGCCCCAGGGAUUGGGAUUCCGGCGCGUGACGGCGAGCCCGUUGUGAAGCGACUCGUGGAGGACACCAUCGAGCUGCGGGAUGAACAUUUCUCACGGCCGCUGGGCCGUGCGGACGUGUUGCGGCCGCCCGCGCGCUUCCCCGUCCCGCUGGCGCGCUACACGCUGCGCGAGGUCUCCGUCACGUGGCACCUCUACGGCGGGCGCGACUUCGGACCCGCGCUCUCCUACUCCACGGCAGCGCACGCGUACGGACACAAGACGGGGGGCGGCAUUCCGAGCCCGCGGGGGUCUCCGCACCGCGCCCCCUCGGGGUCCAAGCCCCCCCGCUCAUCGUGGCAGACCCACGGGGGCCCUGCACGCAACCACGACGUGCUCAUGGAGGUGCAGCUCAACAAGGUUCGGUUCCAGCACGAGGUGUACUCCGAGCCGCUCUCUGGCAUCCAGCAGCUGGGUGGUGAAGGUGGUGGUGGCGGUGGUGGCAGAACUGCUGCUGCUGCAGGAGGCGGUAGCUGCCCCGUGUCGGCAGCGCCGGACCAGCCCGUGUCUCGCCAGGUGUUCAUCGUGCAGGACCUGGAGGUCCGGGACCGCCUCGCCUCCUCGCAGAUCAACAAGUUCCUUUACCUCUACACCAGCGAGAAGAUGCCACGCAAGACACACGCCAACAUGCUGACCCUGAAAGCUCUUCACCUGCGCCCAGAGAGCGGCCUCGCCACGCAGGAGUGCUGCCUCAGGGUGUCCCUCAUGCCCCUGCGUCUCAACAUCGACCAGGAUGCUCUCUUCUUCCUCAAGGACUUCGCGUCGAGCGUUUCGGCCGCCGUGGAGCCGCCCACUCCCGACAACGCCGCCGACGGCCGCAGGUCUCCGUCGGCGGACGGAGGGACGAGCCCCGCACGGCACCCGUCGCAGCCGGCGCCCGUCAUGACGUACCCAGCGCAACCGCUCGCCCCCUCGAUGCUCGGCCCCAUGCCGCUCACGGACGCCCCAGCCUUCAGCGCCCCCGCUGGCGGGACUCCCUCGGAGGGCACUCCCGGUGAUAUUGGGGGGGGCGGCCCUCCCGGAGAGCUUCCCAUCUUCUUCAGGGAGUUUCGCUUUACUUCAGAGGUGCUGAUUCGCCUCGACUACCACGGCAAGCACGUGACGAUGGAGCAGGGAACAUUUGCAGGAAUCCUCAUCGGGCUCGCUCAGCUCAACAACUCGGAGCUGAAACUGAAACAGCUCUGCUACCGGCACGGCUUGCUGGGUGUGGAGCGUCUUGUGGCCUACGCAGCGAGCGAAUGGGUCAACGACAUCCGCAAGAAUCAGCUGCCCGGCAUCCUGGGAGGCGUGGGGCCCAUGCACUCACUCGUGCAGCUGGUGCAAGGCAUGAAGGACCUCGUGUGGCUGCCCAUCGAGCAGUACCGCAAGGACGGCCGCAUCGUGCGCGGCAUCCAGCGUGGAGCCGCCUCCUUCGGCACCUCCACUGCCAUGGCCGCCCUGGAGCUCACCAACCGCCUCGUGCAGACCGUGCAGGCGGCUGCUGAGACUGCCUACGACAUGCUGUCCCCGGGGCCCAGCGUAGCCCGCAGGCCCAUCGCGGGGGCCCCCACAUUCCCCCAGCAUCGCGUCGCUCAGCCGCCCGCCGACCUGCGCGAGGGCGUCGCCAAGGCCUACGACGUCGUCAGGGAGGGGGUGACGGACACCGCGCAGACGCUCUACAUGGUAUGCGCGCGGGAGCACGAGCAGAAGGGCGUAACGGGCGCCGUGGGUGGCGUCCUGCGGCAGAUCCCGCCCACCGUGGUGAAGCCGCUAAUCGUGGCGAGCGAGGCCACCGCCAACGUGCUGGGCGGCAUGCGCAACCAGAUCCAGCCGGACGCGCGGCGAGAGCACUCGCAGAAGUGGCGGCACAAGGAUGACUAGCGGCGGUGGCGGGCGCGGGACGGCCUUGCGGGUGUGGGGGGGUGGGGAGUGGGGGGGCGACACGGGGGCAGGGACCAGCAGGUGCGUCCAGUGGUGAAUACGGAGGGACGAGUAGUUGGGAUGCCGCCAUGCACGACCGGUGGGAUGAUGAGGAGAGGCGCAGGAACGACCGGGGGUGACCUGGCUCAAUCUCCAUCGGCUCGCCGCGACGGUCUACGAGGCCACCUCUUGGCCUCUCGGCUGGGCCCUUCCCCAUGGGGGCCGAUUGGCGCGGAGUGUUCGACUCCACGUUACGUGCCCGCUGUCUUUAUCCGGGUUUUCCUGUGGCAUCACCAACGGUUGAAAUCUGUCGCGUGCCCACUUUUACAAAAUGAUGGCCCGGUACGGAAUUCACCGGUUCUUUUAGUGUGAAUCGAACCUUGGCCCUCCGUGCUCACCGGGUUCAGUGGAGAUGGCACCGAUCUAUAGGCUCAAACCUGACUGCCCACAACCCGAGGUUGCUGAGAAUGAGGACUGCCAAUCGGCGGUCAGUAGGUAACCCCCUGUAAUUAUGCACUGCUGCGGAGAAUCGUGGGCAACGCAAAAUAAGCGUGAUCUGUGUAUAUUGCAAUUGACUCUGAGAAUAGGUGCUCGCUAACAGGCACCCCUCCUGACGGCAGUAUCCAGCUGAAUGGGUGAAGUAAUUGGCAUCUGGCGCUGCCAGCCCCGAUGUAGCACUCGCAUUCAGACUGGGGCCAUAUUCGCUUUUUUUUAGGGUUGCUGGGUUCAAUGAACGAAACAUAUUUCCUCUGCCCAAAUAAUGAAGAAUAUUAUUAUUAGACGAAUUAAAGAUAAGUGGUAAGGGAGUUUGGGUUAUAGCCAGAGUGAAUUGACGUUUGAUUAAUCAACCAAUUUGCAUUCCCGUUCAACGUGCACAUUUGGUCGUUCAUUGUUGUUAGAGUUUUUGUUUUGAUUGCCAAGCAAUUGCCAAAAUUAUUACAAUUUAUGAUUUUGGGCCAUUGCAUUAGCAUGAAGUAGGCUACCAUGAGAGCGCUGUGGUGGUGAUGAUUACGACUGAAUUGGUGGUUUUGGUGAUGUCACAGGGUCUUCGGUGUCUGUACUCGCGGCAGAUAAGACACUGUUGUUGACAGCGGUGGUGAUGAUGAUGACUCAAGGGUUUGGGUUACCCGACAAGGCCUUGCUUUAUGAUGUUUUGCGUGACUUCACAAAGAUGCGUUAAACUGUCAAGUGUUAGUUACAGACACUUGAAUUCAUAUUCAAGUACAAUACAAAUAUAAUUUAGGUUAAAUCUGUUACCCGGAAAAACCUCCCUGAGUCUCGUAAUGACAUUUGUUUCGAGAUUUGGGGGAGGGGGGGAGUCUGCUUUUGGGUGCUUUGCCAAUUAAUUUUUUUAUUUCUUUUUUUUUCUGAAAUUUUGUUUGUGGGAAGAGGCCGGAGUUCCUGGAGAAGACCCCCGCACACACACACACGAGGAAAGAACACGCAAACAUCGACGAACUCGUUGUGAAAUCAGGGACCUGCUGCGUGAUGUGCCCCAAUAACUCACGCUUACGGUCACAGUACUGCUCACGCUGCUCCUGUAUAAGCUUUAUAGACGUAGCAAUUAACACGCUCGUUUGUGGAGACGCUAUCCGUCGCUAAGAAACGCUGCAGCGUUAACUCGUCCCCCUUGUGUAUGUUGCUGCAACGUCCAGGCCCCAAACCCUGUCGGUCCUCAGCCCUGUGUCACGUUCAUAAACAAGACUGUACCUGGGCAUGGCUCACUGACGAGCCCCAACAGAGGCAAAGUCCAGACACGUCCCGCAUUCUGCAGGCUUCCUCAUGUAAGGUUGCGAUAUAUUUCUUGGACGUUAUACUGUGUUCAUAUUCCUGCUCAGCUUGGUACGCGGCUUGGUAUUGAAUGGUUCCAGUGAGCCUACUCGGUGGAUACCAGAAUAAGUUAAACAUUAAAACUGCAUUUUUUCUGUCGUUCAAUGAAAAAUAAGAUGUUGCCUGUUGGUCUUCUCUCGGAAAGAUCGGUUUUAGGAAUGCUGACACAAUUACCACGUCUUCACGAAGGCCAUUCGUUCGGACAUUGAUGAUUCGGUCCGUCGCAGAGAGCAGAAAAUCACGCUUCAGUUGUUAUUGGUGUUGAAGCAACAUUGAGCAGGUGAAAAUAAUUAAGUGAAAUAACUUUUGGCAUUAUGAUAUUUAUGCCAUUCGAAUCACAAAUGUUCACAUUUAAGUCUGUGUACAAUACAUUGUAUAUUUGAGAAAAGCUUAAAGGAGUUAAAGUAGCGUGUGUAGAGUUCCCAAGACGUCUAUGCAGUAGUCGAGGGGUGUGCUCGCGUGGGCCCGGACACGUGGCCAUCGUUGAAAAAAAAUGUUACACACAACAAUAUACACUUCAAAAUAAAUAAAAAGAGAUUAUAAAAUA
Lethenteron reissneri (Far Eastern brook lamprey) is the source of this 9523-nucleotide messenger RNA. RefSeq names its product autophagy related 2B (gene ATG2B). Lineage: Eukaryota; Metazoa; Chordata; Hyperoartia; Petromyzontiformes; Petromyzontidae. Gene Ontology annotation, molecular function: protein-membrane adaptor activity; phosphatidylinositol-3-phosphate binding. Gene Ontology annotation, biological process: reticulophagy; autophagosome assembly; autophagy of mitochondrion. Gene Ontology annotation, cellular component: phagophore assembly site; phagophore. The record is from RefSeq and is a predicted model, not a curated record.